CGUAGCAGCGAGAUGCGUUCGUUCUCUCUGGCGAGGAAGAUUUGUUUUCUUCCAGCAUUUGGCGUUUGUUGAACGCGAGCAAAAGUGUGAAGUGUGCCCAGAAUGUGUCACCACAGCAGUCAGGCCGUGCCGUAAUUAAAAGCCGUACAAUACGACGCCGCGAAGACCAAUUUCGGGUGUUGGUCUCCCGGAAAGGUUAACUCUUUUUUAUCCGCACGAACCGCACAUAUGGUCCCCCCGUGGUGGUUGACAAGGGAAGGCGUUCGGUUGCGAGUUGUUCUUCCGUGCAGGUUGGAAGAUUGUUUGGCGUUCGGGUUGGGUGGUUUGGCAAAAGCAGAGCGCUGGUGAAAGAUGUGAAAAUAGUGAACAGAGUGUGGUGUGGUGUUCCGUUUUUGAUCGGUUUUCCGAUACGUUCUGUGUUUCUGUAAGAAUCGAAGCAAUCUGUGACUUCCCCGGUGGUAUAAGUUGUGCAAGCGAGCAGCACUCAAUUUGAUCGAUAUUUACUGCAGGUGAAGGGAAAAAGUGUAGGGCCGUGUCGGUGGUCCGCGAGUCGGGAUCGAAAAAUCGACAUGAAAUCUGUGUGACCUCAAAGAUUACUAUAAAAUAUAACACCUAGAGUUGGAGUUCUCGUCGUCAAACCUUGUGCAGUUCCGCUGAGCAUGUCACCACAGCCUACUACUGUAUUGGCAGUACAACGACGACGAACUACUUGAUCCGAUUGGCCGUGAAGUGGAAUGUAAGAAAAAAACGCACCGAGUAAAAGGCGGCCUACAAUAGAAGGACAUACGCACCCGAGUCGUCACUGGCAGAAAGAAAGAAUCUGUCCCCACCAUCGUCCGCGUCGUCAUCUUUCACCGUCGGGCGGUGUUUGGGAUCAUCGCCUCGAGAAACGCAUCGCAAACCGUGUCAUCGUCGCAUCGCAGACGACGCGUCAAGCCGCCGCGACCGACACAGAAUAAGCGCAGCACCGAAAUCCAACCCCAAAACAAGCGGUGGAAGCACAUUCGCGCGCGGAUCAUCGUGUCAAACGCGCCAACAUUGCUGCAAUAAUUCGGAUACUGGUGCCGUGUUUAUGUAAUACGGAGGCGAUCGUAUCGAUCGUGGCCCGGCUAAUUGACGACGGUCCGCAUAUGUAGCUGUACAGUUUUAUAUAGUUGACGAUCGAAGCAAUAGAAUGUAAUGCAGCGGUACACGGUGCAAUGCGCUCGUCCGGUGGCAUCGGACACAACAACGAUCGCAAGCCUAAUCUAACGCGGCAUGGUGCAAUUGAGAACUGUUGGUCGCAGUAAGUUGUACGAUCGCGUCGUGUAAUGGUUCCAGCCAGCCUGGUCUGGUGAAUACAAGCGGCAUACCCCCAAAGCAUAAGAACCGCACGUUAAGAAAAUGAAUUCGGACGAUAUAUACGAAAAUCUACCGUGUCACACCGAUGAGGCACUGCGGAACGGAAACGGGACGACCACCAGCAACACCGGAAAUCGUGCGUCACGAGACGCUACCGACGAGAACGGUGAGGGCAAAAUGCAGAACAACCUAGCGCUGAACAGCAAGGACAUGUUGUACGCGACACCGUUAAAAAAAUCGGAACGACCGGGCAAGGUGCUCAACAACAGUGCGCCGGCCGUGCAGAAUGGGAACGUGGCGGCUGCAUCACCGGGCAGCAAACCGUCGGCUGCGCACAGUAGCGCCCUCAGCGGUGCAGAAGCAGACCGGGACACAAAGAUCAUCAACGCCGAACUGGAGGAUCGACGGAUACGGGACUUUCUGAAGGACACGUCGCAGAUGCAUAAAAAGAUCGAGCUUCACAAGACGUACCAAAGUUCGAACUUUUCCUACCUCGCGCGCAAGGAACACUUUGCCGAUUUGGUGCAGCGUAAUGUGAACAGCAAUAAUGGUGAUCAGCAGCAGCCGCCACCGUACUGUGUGGCUGGUGAGGAUGAACUCGAUUCUACUGCUGCGCUGGCGGUGGUAGCCACUGGCUACAAAACACUGGCCGGCGAGGAAGAGGACAACAACUUAGAUCUCGACGUAAACGAAUCGUUGAACGAGCUGGAGGCGCGUUGUAAUGAGAAGCUUGAGAUGCUGGCGAAGCUGAACCGAACGAGACCGGGCACUGCGACCGAGCAGCAAUCGCAGGAAGAUAAUGAACAGGCGGACCUGAUGGGUCAUACGCCCGUGGAGCUGGAGGCCGGUGUCGUGCCUAAACCGUCGGCACCUCCACUGUCCGCGCUCAGUACGGAGCGUGCAUCGAAAAGCAACAAUUUGGGUGAUCCGCUCGGUGGAGGAGGCAGCACAGGUGCGGGCAGUGAAGCCAUUAUAAGUGCCCAUCUGAACCGGGAGUGGGUGUUGAAGAAGAUAGCCAUGUGUUUAGAGCAACGGACCUCAAAGAAACCGGUACCGCCGGUACCGUCUUCGGUGCCGAACGAUAUUGCCACACCAUCCGGUUCGUCCGUACCACCGGCAGCUGCUGGAGGAUACUUUGCCCGGGGCGGACAGAGUGGAGCGAGUGGUAUACCACCUACUGAUGGUCUAAGAGGAGGCGGAGGAGGAGGAGGAGGAGAGAACGGGCUACCUUCGCUGGGCUAUCUUGUGCUGGGCUCUAACGGUUCGGGGAAAACGUCAAUCUGCAACGAUAUCAUCGAGGGCACGACAGGCACUAAGGGGAUGCUCAACCGUAGGCUGUUGGCUUGCUACUUUGUCAACUCGCAGAACCCGGAAUGCCACAGCCUGAGUAUGUUUAUUCGAAGCGUUAUAUUGCAGAUUUUAAGCCACUCAAGCUACGUUAACAGUGCCGCCAACAGUGUGGCUGGGCAUGAGCUAAUCAACCUAUCGGAAACAUCCUUCGAGGUGAACGAACAGCAACCUGUGAGUAAUAGUAACGAUUGUCUACCGGAGGCGGACCAGCAACAGCUAAAGGGAGCAGAACCAUCAGCACCAGCAAAUCAUUCCCCCGAUGCCGAUGUUCUCCGAUCGGAUCCACCACCCGUCACCCAAACUGAGCGUACCAACGAGUCCAGCGAAACGGUCGAUAAGGAGCUGGAGGAUGCGAUUCGCACGGAAAUGAAGAUUAACGAGCGGGUGGCCGAAUUUUGCUCGAGCCGUAAGAAAGUGUCCCGCCAGCAGUCGGAACCGGUCGAAAGUUUGAGUCGCGAUCGGGAGCAACCUACCUAUCCGUACAAAACGCAUCCACCGCCGAUGACGAAAGCGGCGGCCGAAACGAAUGCCGAUGGAGAGGAGAAGCUGGAUAAGGCGACGAUGAGCCCGGGCAGGCCGGCGAAAGUUUCCAAGAUUCCCAUCGCGAUCGGCAGUACGAUAAGAAGCCCCAAGAAGAUGUCACCAACGAAGGAGGACGUUGGUCAGCGCGAUAGGGGACAGGAAACGGAUGCCGAAACAAGGCAGGCACCGGAAGAGGACAUUAUCCUUGAAGGUGGUGGUGAAGCGAUUGCGGAAGGCGAUGUUAGCGAUAUAAAGCUGCUGCAGGACGACGAAGCUAUCGAUGUGAAAGCCAGUGAGAGUAGCGAGGAGGUGAAAAAGUCCCUAGAACCGCUCAUUGCGCCAGAAGAAGCAUCAUCGGUGCGGGUGGAUUGCGUGGAAAGGACACAUCCCCAGAUACGUCCCACCAAACCGAUGGAAACGAGCAUUCCACCACCGUUGCCAAAGUCGAAAAACUGUCGGCAGGUAAUUGCGGACGGGUACUACGAGAUGCUGCUGAGCAAUCCGGACAUUUUCGAGUUGCUUACGGUGGACAGCAUCGAGAAGAAUCCGGACGAUUGCUUUAAGAAGGCGAUUCUCUUCCCACUGCUGGAGCUGUGCCCGCCGAAAAAUGCGCUCCUGCUGUUGAUUGAUUCGAUCGACGAGAACUACAUCCAGGACGGGAAUCUGAUAUCGACGCUGAAGGGCAAGCAGGUGACGAAGAGCCGCAACAUUGCGGAGCUCCUCUCCAACCACAUACACCUGAUGCCGAAGUGGCUGUUUAUGGUGUGCACGGCCAAGAAGCAGAACAAAAACAUCACCAAACUGUUCACCGGGUUCAAGAAGCUGACGCUGGACGAUCUGCGCAAAUCGCACGUGGUGAAGGACGUGCAGCAGUACAUUAUCAACCGGCUGAACACGGACUUCCGGGGCAUCAACCUUACCAAAGACAUCAUCGAGAGUUUGAACCAGCUGUACAUCAAAUCGAACGGCUGCCUGCUGUAUCUGUACAAGGUGUUGAACGGGAUCCGGGAGAACUUUUUCACGUUCCGCGAGAUCAAGCUGAUACCGUGCACGCUGAACGGGUUGUACCUGUACAUCUGCCAGAAGUCGUUCAACAAGAAGCAGUACAGCAAGAUACGCCCGAUCCUGAACGUGCUGCUCGUGUGCAACAGCUACGUGGACAAGUACUUCAUCUACAACUGUCUCCGCACGCACAACUACACGCUCGAGAUGGAGGACUUUGAGCGGCGGCUGGAGCUGAUGCGCAACAUCGUGGAGUACAGUCCGAUGAAUCCGGGCGCGGUGCGCAUCUUUCACAACUCGUUCUGCGACUGGUUGAUCGAUGUGAAGUUUAGCACGAAAAAGUUUCUGUGCGACUUGAACGAGGGCCACGUGAUGGUUUCGAUGUACUACACGGUGGUGGCCGACGAGAUUUGUCCGAACAAGCUGCGGCUGUAUCUGUACCAUCUGAUCAAGACGGGCGAGUAUUUGACGAGCAAAAACGUUGAUCUCGAUCUGCUGCUAAUUCUGCUGGAAACGAAAUCGAACCUGAGCGACUGCUUCUACACCAACCUGCUGAACUGCUGUGCGAUGUGUGAGGACGAGUGUCGGAACGAUAUUAAUCUGUCCGCCCGCACAAAGUACAUGCUGGACCGGUUUCUGAACGGGCAGCUGAACGAUGAUUUUAUGAUCUUUUUGAACGACUUCUUUAAACCGAACCUACCGACGGACUGUAAGGUGCUGAAGCUGCUGAUCGAGACGGGCAUUAAUAAUGCGGACACGGCACUGUCCUGCGAAUCGUCGGCCAUCAAUUCGCCGGUACUGUCGGAUCGGUCGCAGAACAUCGAUUCCGAGCUGGCGGAGCUGUUGAUCUCGAGCGAAAAAAGUUGCCAGCAGGAGCUGCAGAAGUCGAUCCAUCUGGAGCUGCUGGAUGGUGGAGGUGUUCCGGCCGGAGCUGCCGGCAUGCUCGAUGGGCAUGGAGUGGGGAGAGAUGGGGCUGCUGCUGCUGCUGCUAUCGGUGGUGUAUCGGCCGGGCUGGUGGCUCGCCAUCGGUACAGUGCCGGGCCAUCGAUUACGAGUGGCGGUGGUGGUGAUGGUGGCAGCAGUGCGCUGGGUGACUCCAAAUCGGACAUACAGAACGAUCGGGUCGGUAGUGCAGUGCAGUGCGACAUGUUCGAGGGAGAGAUGCACAAGGGCAAGGCGUUGAUACACAUACUGGCGAACGAAGGCAAUCACACGCUGCUGGAACGAGCGUUGAAUGCAUGCAAGGAUCCGAUCGAUCUGGAAAUUGAAGAUCUCAACGGCCAGACGGCACUAAACAUUGCGGCGCGAAACGGGCAUCAGGAGAUAGUGAAGCUGCUGCUGACGUACAAACAGCCGCUGAGGGACGGAACCGGCCGAUAUCGUAUGAUUGACGUGAACCAUGCGGACCGUGACGGAUGGACCCCGUUACGGUCGGCUUCCUGGGGCGGCCACACGGAGGUGGUGAAGCUGCUCAUCGAGACGGGCGUUUGUGCAAUCGACCGUGCGGACAAGGAAGGACGUACGGCGCUUCGUGCGGCUGCCUGGAGCGGCAACGAGGACAUCGUGAAGAUACUGAUCGAGGCGGGUGCGAACGUGAACUCGAUCGAUAAGCAAGGACGCACGUCGCUGAUUGCCGCAUCGUACAUGGGCCAUUACGAUAUCGUUGAAAUACUGCUGGAGAACGGGGCGGACGUGAAUCAUACCGAUCUAGACGGAAGGAAUGCGCUGUGUGUGGCGGCACUGUGUGGAAGCUCCGGCUACAGUCGGGUAAUUUCGACGCUGCUAGAGUACGGUGCAAACACGGAUCAGACGGACAACGAAGGUAUGUCACCGUUGCUGGUGAGCUCGUUCGAAGGGAAUGCCGAGAUCUGUGAGCUGCUGCUGGAGAACGGUGCCGAUCCGGACAUGGCGGACAACAUGGGCAGGACACCGCUGUGGGCCGCUUGCACCUCGGGCCAUGCGAAUGUGGUGAAGCUGUUGCUUUUCUGGGGCUGUGGAAUUGAUUGCAUGGAUUCGGAAGGGCGCACGGUGCUGAGCGUUGCGGCGGCCCAGGGGAAUCUGGAGACGGUACGGCAACUGCUGGAUCGCGGGCUGGACGAAACGCAUCGCGAUAAUGCCGGUUGGACACCGUUGCACUAUGCCGCGUUCGAGGGUUACGCCGACAUUUGCGUGCAGCUGCUGGAAUCGGGUGCGAAGAUCGAUGAGUGUGAUAACGAGGGCAAGGCCGCGCUGCAUCUGGCCGCCCAAGAGGGCCACAAUGCGGUGAUGGAAGCGAUCCUGAACAUACACCGGCCGUGCAUCGAUCAGCGAGCGCACGACGGCAAGACGGCGUUCCGGUUGGCGUGCCUGGAGGAGCAUUUUGAGUGCAUCCAGACGCUGCUAAAGUUUGGUUGUGAUAUCAACUCGAAGGAUGCGGAUUCGCGCACGACGCUGUACAUUUUGGCGCUGGAGAAUAAGCUGAAGGCGGUCAAGUUUCUGCUCGAGUACUCGAACGCGGACGUCAACAUUCCGGACAGCGAGGGCAGGACGGCGCUGCAUGUGGCCGCCUGGCAAGGGCAUGCCGAGAUGGUGAAGCUGUUGAUAACGCUCGGUAAUGCCGAUGUGAAUGCGAUGGAUUUGGAAUCACGAACACCGCUGCAUUCCUGCGCCUGGCAGGGCAAUCACGAGGUGAUGCAGCUCUUGCUGUACUACGGUGCCAUAUCGGAUCAUGCCUGCAAGCAGGGCGCAACGGCUCUCGGGAUUUCCGCACAGGAAGGGCACGAAAAGUGUGUCAGCUAUUUGCUAAAGUACGGUGCGAACCCGUACAAAUCGGACCACUGUGGACGGACGCCGAUCAAGCUGGCGGCCAAAUCGAAUCGGAACAAUGUGCUUCGCAUACUGGAAAGUUUUACCAAAAAUGAUUUGGACUGUGGUAAGGUGAUGCAUCCUCAUCUGAACUUAAAAUCGCCCGACGAACUGCCACCCUGCAGCUCGAUCCACAAUCCCUCACCAUCGUCCGGUUAUCCGAACAAUCCAAACUUGCUAAUACCGGCCAGCGGUGGUGGUGGUGGUGGUUCGGCAAUGCUUAAUGCAUCUUCAACCAAUUCGAACACAACCAGUUCUACCACGCAAAACAACAACUUUUACGAAAACACGAUGCACUCGGACACGAGCAGCUUGCAGAAGCGUAAAAGUGUCAUCUCUAGUCAAUCUACCGGUAGCAGUAACGAGCAAGCACCGAUGUCGUUUACGCAGCAGCUUCAAAAACAUUCGCGCCACCAUAACUCGAAAUCGCAUCACAUUGUGCAGCAGCAGCAUCAACCGCAUCAGCAGCAGCAAACGUCCACCUCUUCGGUGGCCAAGUUUGCUAGCAAAAAACAUUCCCAGGUACUGCCGAACGUCGAGGAGUACCAAUCAAAUAUCGCAUCAAACAUACGCAUAAAUCCGAACGAUGCCGACCUGUUCGAUCUGGGCUGCAUGUCACCACUGUACGCUACGCCGCCACAUUCGCCCAGCAGCGAAAUAAGCUCGCCGGGCCAGAAUCAACCCCCUUCGUCGUUGGCGCUGCUCGGGAAGCAGUUCGAGGAGAUGAACAUUAGCCUUUCGAACAACAGCACGAUCAUGAACCCGCACGAUAAUCACUUUGCCCGCGAUACGCAUAUGCGCAUCAUUCUCGGCAACAACCAGAAGGAGGGCGGACAACUACAGGGAGCGAAUGGGGGAGCUGGUGCUGGAGGUAAAUCAUCCAAACGCAGCGGUAUUGCCACGAAUCCGGCAAUGCGCCUGAUACGCAACCGUAUCGAUUCAGCGGCCCAGCUGAUCCGACGCACCAACAACAUACUUUCCAGCGGCGGCAACAACCAAGGUUCGUCCAGUAUCGGGGUAAAAUCGGGCACGUUCCAGUGGCGUAAGGAAAGCCAGAUGUAAGUGCACCGUGUCGUGCAAAAGCAAUGGGUUGGGCGGGUUAGAAUAACGAAACGAGAUGAGCGCAGUGUGUGUGUGUGUGUGUGUGUGGUUGUGGUGUUUGGAAAGUUUAUACAUAUUACCGAAUGUUCCCUGCCCUGGCACUCUGUAGCGGUACAGUAUUUAUAGUAAGCGAGCACACGUGCACAAUUUUUUUCCCCCCGUAACGAUUUGAACGUAGCACUGUUCAACAGAAGCCGAACGAUCAUGAUACACGUGGCGAUUGCAUGGGCCGAUCAUGGCAUCAUGGGCUUUAAGGAUUGUAUCCUGCGAGAGGGAGGCGUGGAGUAGGCAAUAGAACAUAGGGGUGUGUCUUGGAUCGGUAUGUGAUGUAAAAGUGUGGCAUUUAUUAUUCUCAGCAAGGAGUGUGUUCCCGCACCUGAUUUCAUACCGUUCUGCUGGUAGCUGGCAAGGGAGCACACUCGUUUUUUAAAGUGUAAGAGUUUAUCGUCCGGUUGUAGGAGAUUCAAAAGGGGGACACAGGGAUACAAGCAGCACAUACACAAGCAGCACCUAGAGAGAUUCUGAUCAAAACGAUCUUUGCUACCUUUUUUUCCUGGCUGUUGUGUACCGUUUUGACCAAAUUAUUUUACUCUUUUGCUACCUAACGUUGAAGAAGCUUUUUUGCCCGCCCUUUUUUUGUUUUCUUACCAAGAUGGGAAUCUAUUUUCAUACCGAUUUAUCUAAAUGGGAACGCGAUGCAAGUUGUUCCCUCCUAUUCAUACUCUAUAGGCGUCUGCCGUCCGGUACAGAAUGUUAGUAUGACGGACUGAUUUUUUGAAGCCUGAUUUGAAGCCACGACAAUCUGGUUCUGUUGACCUUUGAAAUCGGUUCCCGACGAUGGGGGUUGUGUGUUAGCUAUCAGAAAAUAGUUUUUCUUUGGUGUUUUUUUUUUAUGAAACUAUUUGCGUUCUACGUGAGAUUAGCGAAUCGAGAACGAUCACAUGGCCUUUACGCUCGCGGUGUUGCGUUUGCGGGUGGAAUUAUGUUAGUGUUCGUUUUUUUUUUGUAGCCCGUUUUUCUCUUCUAAACAUCCUUAUUUAUUUUUAUUUAGAAAAAAAUAGAUUACAGGGUUUCUCAGGCCAAUUUCAGUUAUAUGCUGUUGAAAUAUAGUGUGACAGCUGAACUGGCCUGAGAAACCCUGUAAUUAAAAGUCGCGUAAACAGAAACCCAGUUAUAAAUGCCAAACGAUGCAACUAUACUGUGGUUAACAUUAUAUCGAUCGACUUAAAAGUAUUUCGUGCGAAAAGGAGGGGAUAGGAAAACCCCAAAAGGGGCACUCAACCAGACAGCACUCACCUCUACCACGUUAGACUCUGUAAGCGUAUAUUUUGAUCGAGCCGUACCCAUGACGAGUAGAUUUACUUAUUGUGUUGAAGCCCUAAAUUGAGCAAUAAGUCCUUUGAGUUUCACCCCUUUUGCCACCAUUUGCUCUGUGUGAACUUGGUACUGAGAGUGGGAAAGUAGCGAAAGAAGAAAAAGAGCCAUAAAAAACUAGGAUAGGAAAAGGGAAAAUAAGAUUGUCGCUCAAAAAUCGAAACGAGAGGUGGAAAGAUUGAAUUGUGGAGAGCCAAACUUACUGAUUCUAGUCGAUAUUGUUCAUCAGUUAGUACGGGGGCAGCAAGUAUGAAUGCGCAAUGAUUUAGAAUGAUCGGAUGAUGCAAAAAAAAAACGGUCUGUUUUCCCUCACUGCCGCCCACUGAUUAUUUUUCGCCAGUCGAGCGUUGAAGAGACAAAUUAAUUUAAUGCAACAUAUACUUAUAGAAACGGAGUUUGCUGCUCCCGCAGGUUCGUUCUCGGCACCACCUGUAUAGAUCGAUGAGAAAGGAAAUGUGUGAUUUUUGUACGUUUUUUCUUUUCUUCUAUCCCUUUUUGUGGUACAAGUAAGCUAACUUUCAGGCGCAUAGAUACAUUUACGAUUGAAUAGUGUUUCCAGUUUGAUGGCCCAAACAACUAGCCUGAAUUAUUUAUUCGUUUUCGUUGUGUCUUUCUGUUCACCCGAGAGAGAGAGAGAGAUACAGACGGAAUAGACAGAGUGGUAGGCAGACAGAGUAGUUUUUGGCGUGAAUAAUUCCUUCUUAUUUCAAUCUAAUUGACAGUCAGGCAGACAGACCCUCUUCUAACAAAAAAAGGGAACGUGUAGUGCAAAAGAAAUAAACAAACAAAAUUCAAGUAGAAAUUGCUUCAGA
Molecule: messenger RNA, 10346 nt
Organism: Anopheles stephensi (Asian malaria mosquito)
Lineage: Eukaryota; Metazoa; Arthropoda; Insecta; Diptera; Culicidae
Product: ankyrin repeat domain-containing protein 50
Exons: 8
Coding region: 1384-8121 (2245 amino acids)
Molecular function (GO): protein binding
Source: RefSeq, a predicted model, not a curated record